This is a messenger RNA of Fomitiporia mediterranea MF3/22, 1101 nucleotides long. RefSeq lists its product as uncharacterized. The record is from RefSeq and is a predicted model, not a curated record. The coding region runs from base 1 to 1101 and encodes 366 amino acids. Lineage: Eukaryota; Fungi; Basidiomycota; Agaricomycetes; Hymenochaetales; Hymenochaetaceae. The transcript has 3 exons. Gene Ontology annotation, biological process: maturation of SSU-rRNA from tricistronic rRNA transcript (SSU-rRNA, 5.8S rRNA, LSU-rRNA). Gene Ontology annotation, cellular component: nucleolus; small-subunit processome.
AUGACUUCGAGCGUGCAGGCGACUCGGGAGUCCGUCAAGAAAAUUUUAGCUCAGACAGACCUUGAUACGAAAGACGGCAUAUCGCUUCUCUCACUCAAACACCACCUCAUGCUUUCAUACUGUCAAGCACUUGUACUUCUCUCCGCCCACCGCGUACUCGGUCACACACUAAACGAUAGGACUUCAUCAACCCAACAAAGCACAUUCAGCUCCGCUGAACGCAGUCCUCGAGGUUCUCAAGCCGGUGAUCUCGUGGAUUCGAUGAUUGAGAACAGAACAGUGCUAGAGAAGGUGAAAGCACUUGAGAGUAAGAUGCGAUACCAGAUUGAGAAGCUCAUUCGGCUAGCGGAGGAGUCUCCUGACGAUGCUGGGAAAAACAUCGUCAAUGAUCCUCUUGCUUUCCGACCGAAUCCACAAAACUUAACGACCCAGGACGCCUCAAAUUCUUCCGAAGGCACUGCCUCAGACUUGGGCUCGGACUCGGAAUCAAAACAAAAACGGAGCGGGAUCUACCGUCCCCCAAAGGUCGCUCCAAUGCCUUACACCGAAGACGGUGCGCGCUCAAAGUCCAAAGACCAUCAACGCCGCGCCCCCAUACCAAACGCACUCGUCCAACUAGGGCACUUCGACCCCCACAUGGAAAGUACCUCUGGUCUCGGAAACGUCCCCGCCCUCCAAUCCGCACGUGCAAAAGAACUUGCGCGCAUGACAGAGUUCGAAGAAGAGAACUUCACGCGACUGGUAAUGAAGAAAAAGGAUUCAAAGCGUCGAAGACGGGACGAGGAGGACCUUGCACUUGGUGGGACGGGCGCUGGGCUCGCUCCUGGUUCACGUGGCCGCGGGAGACGCGGUGUAGGCCUAGAAGACGAGUUUGCUGACGUUCUCAAAUCAGUUAACCGCCGAAAGGAAAGUACGAUCGGUGAUGGGUAUGAAGAACUCCGUCAGCGCGGAAAGAAAGACGAUGUAUUAUCACGUUCACGUGCGAGAAGUCGGGAGGAACUUGAGAGCGAUGUUCUAGGAGGCCCCAAAAAGAAGAAAGGCAAGUUCGAGAAGGAUCAAGCGGCGUUGAAAAAGGUGUUGAAGAGGAAGAUGAAACGAUAG